AAUGUUGAGUAUAUUAUCAUUUGUAGGAAAAAAUUUUAAUUCUAUAAUAGAGAAAAAAAAAUAGAACAAUUAAAAUACGAAUCUAGUUCCAGUGAUUUAAGUUAAUUCCCCUGUUACAUCAUUUGUUAGUUAAGGUUUUAAAGUAUGAAAAAUAAAAAGAUCACAUUAGGUGCUUACUUAAAAUGAAAAACAAUAUGCCUAUCAUUUUGCUAGAGCUGCUUGGGAAGGAGCAAGAAUCUGUUACUUUUAGAGAUCUUAUGAGUCACCAGGAUUAUUUUACAUUUUUCAUAAGAUAUUUUCAAAAGAAAAACCUUUAGUUGUGAAAUAACGUUUAUUAUAGAAUGGAUGGAGUGAAGAAGAGGUUGAAUAAUUAUUUGUUUAUAUUGCUGCUGUAUUCUAAAAUUCUGGUAAUUUUAAAAAUUUUGGAGAUUCAAAAUUCAUACCCGAAAUUAGUUAUGAAAAAUUUGAACAAUUUAUUACAACAUCAUAAGGUUAUUAAGUUGAUUAAGUUUGGUAAAGUAUUAGUAAAUAUAUAUAUAAUUAUGAUAAACCUUAUGGUUUAAUUGAUUUAUAAGAAAAGAAUGGUUCAAAUUCUUAUUAUAGUAAUAAUUUAAAAGGAGAAUUGUUGGAGGCUGUGGAUAAAUUUUUGAUUGUCUAAGGUAUUUCUGAAUUGAACACAAGAGUUGUUAAAGUUGAAGAUGAAAUUCAUGUUUUAGUAGCUUCGGUGAAUAAAGGUGAGAAAGAUUUAGGAGAAGUACAUAACCAUAAAAUUAAAUUGAUAUAUGGUGAUUAUUCUCCUUUUCUUAAUAGUGUUGUGAAUCAUUUGACAGAUGCUCUUUAAUAUGCAGCAAAUGAUAAUCAAAAGAAUAUGAUAUAAGCUUACAUUGAUCAUUUCAAUAGUGGAGAUAUUGAAUAACAUAAAUAAUCAUAGAGACAUUGGAUCAAGGAUAAAGGACCUGUUAUUGAAACAAAUAUUGGAUUCAUUNAUCAUUUGUAGGAAAAAAUUUUAAUUCUAUAAUAGAGAAAAAAAAAUAGAACAAUUAAAAUACGAAUCUAGUUCCAGUGAUUUAAGUUAAUUCCCCUGUUACAUCAUUUGUUAGUUAAGGUUUUAAAGUAUGAAAAAUAAAAAGAUCACAUUAGGUGCUUACUUAAAAUGAAAAACAAUAUGCCUAUCAUUUUGCUAGAGCUGCUUGGGAAGGAGCAAGAAUCUGUUACUUUUAGAGAUCUUAUGAGUCACCAGGAUUAUUUUACAUUUUUCAUAAGAUAUUUUCAAAAGAAAAACCUUUAGUUGUGAAAUAACGUUUAUUAUAGAAUGGAUGGAGUGAAGAAGAGGUUGAAUAAUUAUUUGUUUAUAUUGCUGCUGUAUUCUAAAAUUCUGGUAAUUUUAAAAAUUUUGGAGAUUCAAAAUUCAUACCCGAAAUUAGUUAUGAAAAAUUUGAACAAUUUAUUACAACAUCAUAAGGUUAUUAAGUUGAUUAAGUUUGGUAAAGUAUUAGUAAAUAUAUAUAUAAUUAUGAUAAACCUUAUGGUUUAAUUGAUUUAUAAGAAAAGAAUGGUUCAAAUUCUUAUUAUAGUAAUAAUUUAAAAGGAGAAUUGUUGGAGGCUGUGGAUAAAUUUUUGAUUGUCUAAGGUAUUUCUGAAUUGAACACAAGAGUUGUUAAAGUUGAAGAUGAAAUUCAUGUUUUAGUAGCUUCGGUGAAUAAAGGUGAGAAAGAUUUAGGAGAAGUACAUAACCAUAAAAUUAAAUUGAUAUAUGGUGAUUAUUCUCCUUUUCUUAAUAGUGUUGUGAAUCAUUUGACAGAUGCUCUUUAAUAUGCAGCAAAUGAUAAUCAAAAGAAUAUGAUAUAAGCUUACAUUGAUCAUUUCAAUAGUGGAGAUAUUGAAUAACAUAAAUAAUCAUAGAGACAUUGGAUCAAGGAUAAAGGACCUGUUAUUGAAACAAAUAUUGGAUUCAUUGAGACUUAUUUGGAUCCACUUAAAGUUCGUGCUGAAUGGGAAGGUUUUGUAGCUGUAGUUAAUAAAGAAGAAAGUUCUCUCUUAAAUGAAUUAGUCAAUAAAGCUGAAGAUAUUAUUAAGUAUUUACCUUGGCCAAAAGAAUUUGAAGUUGAUAUCUAUAAAAGACCUGAUUUUACAUCAUUAGAAGUUUUGGCUUUUGCAAGUUCUGGUACACCUUUAGGUAUUAACAUACCUAAUUAUGAUGAUAUUAGAUAAAAUGAAGGAUUUAAGAAUGUUAAUUUGGGUAAUACAAUAGGAAAAUUAUCAAAAGAAUCUAUAAAAUUCUUAGAUGAGAUUGAUUAAGAGAUAUUUUAUAAAUAUUAAUAAGAAGCUAUAUUUUUGAUUGUUGCACUUCAUGAAUUGAUUGGUCAUGGUGCUGGUAAGGUAUUCAUGAAAGAUAAAGAUGGUAAUUUAAAUUUCAAUAUUGAAAAAACAAUUAAUCCAUUAACAAAUAAAAAAAUUGAUUCAUUCUAUAAUUAUGGUGAAUAAUGGCAUUCUAAAUUUGGUGAAUUCUCUGGAGCUAUGGAAGAAUGUAAAGCUGAUGCUACUGCAUUAUAUUUAUCUACUUAUGAUGAUGUUGUGAAAUUGCUUUUACCAAAUUAAUCAGAAGAAGAAAGAAGAAACACUGUUUUUGCAGGUUGGCUUUUUAUUGUUCAUAGAGCUGUUUAAGGAUUAGAAUUUUAUAAUCCAGAAUAAAAGAAAUGGGGUUAAGCACAUGUUUUAGCUAGAAAUGUUAUUUUAUAAUCUUUAAUUAAAGAAGAUUCAGAAAUAAUUAAAAUAAAAGAAACUAAGUAAAAUGGUAAACCAUAUAUACUUUUUAAAUUUGAUUAAUCUAAAUUAUACACAACAGGUAAGAAAGCUAUUUCUAAUUUAAUAUUACAUUUAUAAGUAUAUAAGUCAAUUGGAGCUGGAAAUGAAGGUAUUUAAUUCUUUAGUAAUUUGGCUGUUGUUAAUGAUUAAUUCCUACAUUAUAGAAAUAUUAUUAUUUAAAAUAAGAUACCAAGAAGAUUGGAAAUUCAACCAAACUUAGUUUUAGAAGAUGGAGAAGUUAAACUAAAAGAAUAUGAAUCUACAUUUGCUGGAAUUAUUGAAUCCUAAGUUGAACAUCAUUUAGAAAAUAUUGAAACAACCAAGGAAUUAUUUUUAAAUAUAUAAAAGUUAUUUUAGAAUUGA
Molecule: messenger RNA, 3168 nt
Organism: Paramecium pentaurelia
Lineage: Eukaryota; Ciliophora; Oligohymenophorea; Peniculida; Parameciidae
Source: the annotation of a GenBank genome assembly